This is a messenger RNA of Schistosoma mattheei, 1735 nucleotides long. NCBI's taxonomy places the organism in Eukaryota, Metazoa, Platyhelminthes, Trematoda, Strigeidida, Schistosomatidae. The record is from the annotation of a GenBank genome assembly.
CAAAAAAGCAACUUUCCACUUGGAAACUAUUUAAAUUUAUUUUAAUUCUUAUAAGAAAUAUAUCACUUGGAUACUAUUUAAAACAACAACCAAAAAAAAUUAUUUAAUUAAUCGGAUUUAUUUAUUAUUGAAAUUUAUCAAAUUAAAUAAAAAUGAUUAAUACUACUACUAAUACUACUAUUACUAAUACUACAACUACUACUACUACUAGUACUAUAAAUAUAAAUAAUGAAAAUCAAACAUUACCUUAUCAACUUGAUCCAUUAUCAAAUAAUCAAUUUUUAUUAAAUUUAACCAAACUAUUUCAUGUAUCCAGUAUACCAUUAGCUAUAUUUAUAUUGAUAACCAUAUGUAUUCUAUGUUUAACAUUCAUUAUAUUAUUAAUUUUAUAUAUACGUACAUUUAUGCAUAAAAAAUAUAUCCCAAAAGUCUAUAAAAAAAGAGAACAACCAAUCUAUAUAGAUGAUAUACCAGGUUUAAUCAAGGUUAAUAAUAAUAAUAAUAAUGAUAAUAAUGAAUUACUUAAUUAUGGUACAAUAGAAUAUUCAUUAAAUUAUAAUUUAAAUACAGAAGAAUUAAAGAUUUGCAUUGUCCAAGCAAAUAAUUUACUAGUAACUAAUGAACAAGAACCAUUAAAUCCAUAUGCUACAAUUUCAUUAAUUAAAUAUAAAAACAAUAAUUCACAAUUACAAAUGAUGAAACCAAUUCAAUCUAUAAAUAAAAAAUAUACUACUAAUAUCAUAUAUAAUUCGAAUAAACCAUGUUGGAAUCAAUCAUUCUUAUAUAAAUUAUCAAUAAAUCAAUUAAAAUGUAUUAUUAUUUUAUUAGAAAUCUUUCAUUAUAAUAAUCAAUAUAUUGAUCAAUUUUUAGGUCAUUUAUUGAUUCCAUUAAAUCAAAUUAAUCAUAGUGAAUAUAUUGGGAAAUUUUAUGAAAAAAUUGAUUGGUUAUUAAUGAAUAAUAGAAUUUAUCCAAAUAAUAUUGGUGAAAUCUGUAUUGGUUUAGGUUAUUAUACAGAUACAUCACGUAUAGAUUUAUGUAUCUUUGAAAUAAAAAACUUAAUCUUAAAUAAUACUACUAAUACUACUACUAAUAAUAAUGAUAAGGGGAAAUUAAUCGAUGCCCUAGCAACUGAAUUAGAUCUGAUUAUUUAUAUAAAAUAUAAUAAUCAUUUAUUACAUAAAUAUAAAACAGAAUCACGUAAAGAAUUAAUCAAUCCAUAUUUUAAUAAAACAAUAUCAUUUAAAAUAAAAGAGAAAUAUAUUAAACAUUUAUAUAUUAUUAUACAAUUAAGACAAAUUCAUAAAUGGUUAAUUAAAAAAAUUAUUGGUGAAUUAUCUAUUAGUUUAAAUGCGCUACAAUUAAAAAGUAUGAAACAUUUUAAUGAAAUGAUUCAAUUACCUAAUCAAUUACAUGUGAAAUGGCAUCCAAUUUAUCCUAUAACAACAACAACAACAAAUAAUAAUCAUAGUGAUCAAUCAAUUCUAUUCGAUUGGUUAUGUUUUGAUCCGUUUUCUUCUUUCUUUAACUAAAUAGAAAUCAAUGUAUUUGUCAAAGUAUAGAUUAGAUUAUGAAAUGAAAUGUUGAAUUCAUUUAAGAUCCAUUCAAUGAGAUGUUCAUCAAUACAUUCUUCUUCGUUAAUGCUAUUUUUUUUGUGUUUUUUUUUGUUCUCUAAAAUUUGUACAAAUUAUCAUUUACUGUUACGUAAUUGUGUAAUGGAAAGAAAUUUUUCUCUUUU